Messenger RNA from Pisolithus orientalis, 1134 nucleotides. RefSeq lists its product as uncharacterized. Bases 445 to 1134 code for a protein of 229 amino acids. The record is from RefSeq and is a predicted model, not a curated record. Gene Ontology annotation, molecular function: protein binding. Lineage: Eukaryota; Fungi; Basidiomycota; Agaricomycetes; Boletales; Pisolithaceae. The transcript is spliced from 3 exons.
CUGCAUUCGUGCGAGGAAAGGGCUUUCAAUCUCGACAGCCUUGAGAAUGACACUGCGAAUGGCUGAUCUCCACGGUGGCAAGACUGCGUCGUAGACGUCUCGAGGAAGUUGACCCGGCGUGUCGCUGCCACUACUACCAGUCAUGGUCGUCGAGGUAGUUUAGUGGAGAGCUCCCGUCAAAUUUUUGGUUUGCCUAGGGGAGACUACUAAGUAGCGCACUAGACUGGCUCGCUGGCAACGAUAUUGGCGCGGUCAAACCCGAUCAGAAACCGUGCAAGUUUGGAUGAUCUUUUGACCCCGCAACGACGCACAGCCAGUGCAGCCGAGUAGUAGGAACGACACGGUCAUCAGAGUAGUAACCAACCCUAAAGUGGUAGCCACGACGAUUUCAUCCACUGGACACCCACAUCAUAGCGAGGCGUGACGUCGAACAGCUGCUCCAUCAUGGCUGGCGUGCGGAGCCGAGGGUCUUCAACGGGUGACUCUUUUCAGUCCAUCGACGAGCACGAAAGUGCGAAAGAACAGGUCUCCUCCGUUCAGGUCAGACGAAAACGGAUCGGGAAGCAUUCACGAGACAUACCCUAUCCUCUAUGGACUAUUGAUAGUGAACGCGACGUCCACCACCAAGCUCUCCUCGAACGUCUCGCUGCCGUACAGUCGUCUCUACCACAUCGCCAGAGACCACCACCACCCCAACUCUCCCCCGUCGCACGCCUUCCAAACGAGAUUCUAGCUCUGAUCUUUCUCCAUGCCAUUCAGUCGCCAGCGCCCAACAGUGCCCUACUAUCUCAGCAGGUUAUUUCAAGCGUUUGCAGGGCUUGGCGGAAUGUCGCUCUCUCGACCCCAGAGUACUGGGCCACCAUCUAUGUAUCCUCUAAAAUCCCCGUGACGGUUUAUCGGGAAUAUUUGGCCAGGUCAUCUCCAUUCCCGCUGUCGAUCGAAUUCUAUUCGUGGCCCAGGUUCAAAUGGUACCAGUAUGAGUACUCUAACAUAUGCAUCAUCGAGGGGAUGCUGGAUAUACUUCAACACGAGAAACACCGAUUGAAGUCCCUGACGGCACAACAGCGAAACUGUUCCCCGAUCGCUUUUGGUCGAGUUAUUGAUUGGAGAAGUAAACAUUUCGUGUAUUCCUAG